AUAGUAAGUUUUGAUGCAUACAAAGUCUAUGAACGCGAUCACUUGCAUACGUUACUUGCUUGCAGUGUAACAAAAAAACCAAUCUCCUUCCUCUUCAUUCUUCACCUUCCACUUCAAAUUAGGGUUUCCAAUUCUUCACUCCCACGGUAUGGGAAGCAAAGGCCGCAUGCCACCUCCACAGCAUUUACGCCGUCCGCAUCCACAUCAUCCACCAGGUCCCGUCAUGCUCCACCACGACCAACUAGGUCCCGCAAUGCACCACCACGCGCUUCCACCACCAGGUCCGUUUGAUCUCAUGCCGCCGCCUCAGGUGAUGGAACAGAAACUCGCGUCGCAGCACGGCGAAAUGCAGAGGUUAGCCACUGAGAAUCAGAGGCUGGCUGCUACACAUGGUGUUUUGAGACAGGAGCUUGCGGGGGCGCAGCAUGAGCUGCAGAUGUUGCACGCGCAUGUUGGAUCGCUUAAGGCGGAGAGGGAGCAGCAGAUGCGAGCUGUGGUUGAUAAGAUUGCGAAGAUGGAGAUGGAGUUGAAGGCGGUGGAGCCGGUGAAGAUGGAGUUGCAGAAGGCGCGUGGGGAGGCGCAGAGUUUGGUGGUUGUGAGGGAGGAGCUUAUGGCGAAAGCUCAGCAUUUGAAUCAGGAGAUUCAGAGGGUUCAUGUUGAUGUGCAGCAGAUUCCAGCUCUUAUAUCGGAGCUUGAGCGGCUUCGACAAGAGUAUCAGCAUUGCAGGGCCACUUAUGAUUAUGAAAAGAAAUUAUACAAUGACCACCUUGAGUCACUUCAGGUGAUGGAAAAGAACUAUGUUUCUAUGAGUAGGGAAGUGGAGAAGCUUCGAGCGGAACUUACAAACACGGCUAACUCUGAUCGAAGUAGUGGGCCAUAUGGUGGCACCUCUGGAACUAAUAAUAAAGAGGCUUCUGGUCUUCCUGUGGGACAAAAUGCAUAUGAAGAUGGUUAUGCUGUUGCACAGGGACGCGGUUCUCUCCCUACUGCCAGUAGUGGUGGUGGCAAUGCUCCUACAACUACUCCUGCUGGAGCUCAACCUGGUCCAGCUUCUGCAGGGACUGGUUACGAGGCUACCAGAGGAGGGCCUGGUUACAUUGCAUCUGCAGGGCCUACUUACGGCACACAGAGUGGUUCUACUUACGACCCACAAAGGUUGAAUGGCUACGAUGCAUUUAGAGGACCUGCUUACGAUGCAACGAGAGGACAAAUGUUUGACGCUCAGAGGACUGGUUAUGAUCCACAGAGAGGUUCGGGUUAUGAAGUACAAAGAGGACCUGCUUAUGAUCCAUCAAGAUCAGCUGGCUAUGAUGCACAAUCAAGAGGUGGUGCUGGUCCACAGGGACAAGUUCCACCUUUGAACAACAUGCCUUAUGGGUCUGCAACACCGCCCGCUCGUAACGUGGGUGGUGGUGGAUAUGAUGCCACCCGAGGUGUAAACCCUGCCAGGAGAUGAGCUUCCAUUUCAAUCAUAAAUAUAUGGCAGAUUCAAGUCAGAUAGAAUCCCAAUGCAUGGAGCUUUUGACUAAUGCCUACCUGAAAGUGAAUCUCACGAAAGUCGGGACUGUCUUUUUACCAUAUGCCACCAAGAAAAAUGUAUUAGUCAUUGAGAAAAUGCAUUCUUACAGCAUAUAUUUGCUUUAGAAUUGAUGUGUAUCAAAUUAUCAAUGAACAUCUAUCUUUUUAUUAUUGUGUGAAGCAAGCAACAUCUAUCUAUUGCUUA
Molecule: messenger RNA, 1723 nt
Organism: Vicia villosa (hairy vetch)
Lineage: Eukaryota; Viridiplantae; Streptophyta; Magnoliopsida; Fabales; Fabaceae
Product: protein FLX-like 2
Exons: 5
Coding region: 149-1456 (435 amino acids)
Source: RefSeq, a predicted model, not a curated record